Messenger RNA from Jatropha curcas, 2033 nucleotides. Lineage: Eukaryota; Viridiplantae; Streptophyta; Magnoliopsida; Malpighiales; Euphorbiaceae. The record is from RefSeq and is a predicted model, not a curated record.
ACUCGGUCUUCUGUGGGCUUUUUUGUUAGGCACAACACAAAGAACACCUGUAUUUCCAAACAAAAGUGGGUUUUAGAGUGAGAGCGAGUCACUGAAACAAAAGCAUCAGGAGCAGAAACAAAAGACACAAAGUAGAAACAACUAUAAACAGAUCAAUUUUACUUUCGAUAAUACAAUUUCUCAAUCAAUCAAGCUCUUCUUUUCGCGGUUGUAAUAUCAAGGGAGCAUUAAAAUCAGGUUUGAAUUCUGAGAACACUGCAAGCAUAGUUGCCAAAGAUGGCGAAUUUGCAAAUUACUGGUAUUCUGGAAAAGAUGACGGGUAAGGAUAAAGAUUACAGAUAUAUGGCAACAUCUGACUUGCUGAAUGAGUUAAACAAGGAGACAUUUAAAGCUGAUACUGAUUUGGAGAUAAAGCUGUCAAAUAUUGUUCUGCAGCAACUUGAUGAUGUGGCUGGUGAUGUCUCUGGAUUGGCUGUGAAGUGUCUUGCCCCAUUGGUGAAGAAGGUUAGUGAGCCAUGAGUUGUAGAGAUGACUAAUAGGCUUUGUGAUAAAUUGCUCAAUGGCAAAGAUCAACAUCGUGACAUUGCAAGCAUAGCUUUGAAGACAAUUGUGUCUGAAGUUACAACACAAUCUCUUGCUCAAUCCAUUCUUAUUUGUCUAUCUCCACAGUUGAUAAAAGGAAUAACUAGUCCAGGAAUGAGCACAGAGAUAAAAUGCGAAUCUCUUGAUAUUCUAUGUGAUGUGCUCCAUAAAUUUGGAAAUUUGAUGGCAACCGACCAUGAGUUGCUUUUAAAUGCACUUUUGUCCCAGUUGAACUCCAAUCAAGCCAGUGUCAGAAAGAAGACCGUUUCUUGUAUUGUAUCUCUUGCUUCAAGCUUGUCAGAUGAUUUAUUGGCGAAGGCAACAAUUGAAGUCGUUCAGAGCUUAAGAAGUAAGGGUGUAAAGCCUGAAAUGACCUGUACAAACAUUCAAAUGAUUGGUGCUUUAAGCUGUGCUGUCGGUUACCGAUUUGGACCUCAUCUUGGAGACACUGUGCCAGUUCUGAUUAAUUACUGCACAAGUGCCUCGGAGAAUGAUGAGGAGCUUCGUGAAUAUAGCUUGCAGGCACUGGAAAGUUUUCUUCUCAGGUGCCCCAGGGACAUUUCUUCUUAUUGUGAUGAAAUUCUUCAUCUUACUCUAGAAUACCUACGUUAUGAUCCAAACUUCACUGAUAACAUGGAAGAGGAUACUGAUGAUAAGAGUCAUGAAGAAGAGGAGGAUGAGUAUAGUGCAAAUGAAUAUACUGAUGAUGAGGAUGUCAGCUGGAAAGUUCGAAGAGCAGCUGCCAAAUGCUUAGCAGCAUUAAUCGUUUCUCGUCCUGAGCUGCUCUCAAAGCUUUAUGAGGAGGCCUGUCCUAAACUGAUUGAUAGGUUUAAAGAAAGGGAGGAAAAUGUCAAGAUGGAUGUGUUCAAUACAUUCAUUGAGCUACUACGUCAAACUGGAAAUGUUACAAAAGGGCAGAUUGAUAUAAAUGAAUCGAGGUGGUUAUUGAAGCAGGAAGUGCCAAAGAUUGUUAAAUCUAUAAAUAGGCAGCUUCGCGAGAAAUCUAUCAAGAGAAAGGUUGGUGCAUUUUCUGUUCUGAAAGAACUUGUGGUCGUCUUGCCAGACUGCCUAGCAGAUCGCAUUGGAUCACUCAUUCCAGGAAUAGAGAAGGCAUUAAAUUACAAAUCUUCAACCUCGAAUUUGAAGAUAGAAGCUCUUAUAUUUACAAGAUUGGUAUUGGCAUCACAUUCUCCUCCUGUGUUCCAUCCUCAAAUAAAGAACGAUGGGCAGGAAAAAGGAUAAGGGCAAAGCCCCUAAGAAGAACCUGCAUCACCUACUAAAGCUCUUUCUGGAGCAUUCAGAAGAUUUACUAAACCCUAGACACUAAAAUUUCUCCAGAUCUUAAAAAUGGAUUGAACAGUUAAGUCAAUCCCCUGAAGUUUAAUCGUUACAAAGUAUAGCGUCCUCUUCCACAGAGGCGCCAGGUAUGUCUUCUACACCUAAAGCGAUCG